Messenger RNA from Zonotrichia leucophrys gambelii, 1482 nucleotides. RefSeq names its product NIPA like domain containing 2 (gene NIPAL2). The record is from RefSeq and is a predicted model, not a curated record. NCBI's taxonomy places the organism in Eukaryota, Metazoa, Chordata, Aves, Passeriformes, Passerellidae. The transcript has 11 exons. Gene Ontology annotation, cellular component: membrane. Gene Ontology annotation, molecular function: magnesium ion transmembrane transporter activity. Gene Ontology annotation, biological process: magnesium ion transport. The coding region runs from base 204 to 1328 and encodes 374 amino acids.
CCUUCUGUCAAGCUCCCCUUCCUCUCCUGUGCUCCAAGUGCUCUCCAGCUAAGGGUGUCCUGGUGCACACCAGCGAUUGAGCCCUGGCUGUGCACCUGCGUGCAGAGGAUGUGAGGAGCCUUGCUCACCUCAGGAAGAGAGUGCCACGUCCUGGUCACCUCUCCUCAGAGCCACCCCUCCCCACUGGUGUGACAUUGCACGGCAUGAACAGUGGCUGGGGCCUGAGGGCAGGGCCAUGGACAUCCUCCCAGGCACCUUGGAAUGCAUCCUUUGGGGGAGCAGGAUCCGGGAGCGGGCCCCUGUCCGGGCCCUGGUACAGCACACACAAGACUCAGCUGUUUGGAGUUUUACUUGCUGCUGCUUCAAAUUUUCUCAUCAGUGUCUCCUUGAAUAUACAGAAAUGCGCUCACCUGCGGCUGGCUUGCCAGGCAGAGCUGAAGCCGUGCUACAGGAGCAAGCUGUGGUGCUGUGGCAUUGCCCUCCUGGGGCUGGCAGAGCUGGGCACCUUCUCAGCCUAUGCCCUCGCCCCCAUCGCUCUGGUGGCUCCACUGGGAUCUGUUUCUGUCAUAGGUAGUGCAUUUAUUUCUGUCUUUUUCCUAAAGAAGACCAUGAGGACUGCUGAUAUAUUGGGAGGAACGCUGACAAUAACAGGGAUAUACUUGUUGGUCACAUUUGCUCCAAGUGUACCUCAAGAGCUCACAGCAAGACAAGUGCAGAAUUACUUAGUGAGCUGGCCUUUUUUGGUAUAUUCAAUUUUAGAAAUUCUAAUAUUCUGCAUUCUCCUCUAUUUUUACAAAAGAAAGGCUGUGAAACACAUCAUGGUUUUGCUAAUGAUGGUAGCUCUACUGGCAUCCCUGACUGUCAUUGCUGUUAAGGCUGUGUCCAGCAUGAUAGCACUUUCUGUGAAGGGGAAAAUGCAGCUAACUUACUCCAUUUUCUAUGUCAUGAGUAUUUUAAUGGCAACGUCUUGUGCUUUCCAAGUCAAGUUCUUGAAUCAAGCAAUGCAUCUGUAUGAAGUAACAGCAGUUGUCCCCAUUAAUUUUGUGUUCUUCACCACCAGUGCCAUCAUUUCAGGGGUCAUAUUUUAUCGGGAAUUCCAAAGUGCAGCUUUACUGAGCGUGUUCAUGUUUCUGUUCGGGUGUCUCCUGUCUUUCCUUGGUGUGAUUAUAAUUGCAAGAAAUAAAAAAGAGGAGCAUUUACAAAUCCCUUUUAUUGACUGUGGACAUAUUCCUGGAGAAAAUCUGACAGGCAAAAUACAACCAGAUUCUCAUUGUUCAUGCUAUGGCACACUGAAUAAGGAAGAUGACUUGGUGAAAAGGCAAAGCUGAAAGAAGAGAGCACUUUACAUGCCAAUUAACAGGAGGAACACCACUGGAACAAGGAUCAGUAGCACCUUUUUAUUGAACAUAUUCAAGUAUACAUUGAACUCCUGUAUGUUGAAGAGACAUAGUAUUAUUUAAUCCUAAUUAAUUUAUCCUGUUA